Messenger RNA from Thalassophryne amazonica, 956 nucleotides. RefSeq names its product protein jagunal homolog 1-B. The record is from RefSeq and is a predicted model, not a curated record. The transcript has 4 exons. Gene Ontology annotation, cellular component: endoplasmic reticulum membrane. NCBI's taxonomy places the organism in Eukaryota, Metazoa, Chordata, Actinopteri, Batrachoidiformes, Batrachoididae. Bases 125 to 676 code for a protein of 183 amino acids. Gene Ontology annotation, biological process: granulocyte colony-stimulating factor signaling pathway; endoplasmic reticulum organization; vesicle-mediated transport.
GAAAUGUCACUCCCCCCCCCCCCCCCCCCCCCCCCGCCCUACACCUCUGGUUUACGUCGAGGUUUGUGUAGAACUGUUGUUUAAAGGGAUUUUUAUGUUCAAAGAGGAGUGAAAGUUAUCCAUAAUGGCGUCUCGAGCAGGUCCAAGAGCAACAGGCACAGAUGGAAGUGACUUUCAGCACCGUGAGCGGGUUGCUACACACUACCAGAUGAGUGUGGCAUUGAAGUCUGAAAUCCGGAAGCUCAACAUUGUCCACGUGCUGAUCUGGGUCCUGUUGGCUGCACAGGUGACAGUGAGCCAGUUGGGCCUGGUGUCCCACAAGGUGGUGGCGUCACCGUACCAGUGGGAGUACCCAUACCUCCUGAGCAUAAUUCCCACAGUCUUCAGCUUCUUGUCUUUGCCACGCAACAACAUCAGCUACUUGGUGGUCUCCAUGAUCAGCGCUGGCCUCUUCUGUGUGGCCCCGCUGAUCUACGGUGGCAUGGAAAUGUUCCCUGUGGCUCAGCAGCUCUACCGCCAUGGCAAAGCCUACCGUUUCAUCUUUGGCUUUUCUGCUGUGUCCGUGAUGUAUCUGGUGAUUGUCAUCGCUGUGCAAGUGCAUGGCUGGCAGAUCUACUAUAGCAAGAAGCUCCUGGACCAGUGGUUCACGACCACACAGGAGAAGAAGAAGAAAUGAGUUUGACUAAAACUAGCUUUCUCAGAUUGUCUGCUGUUUGAGCUGUGUGGAUCGAGAAAUCAAGGAGCUGAAAUGUUUUUUGGGGAAUCUUCCACUGAACUGUUGAAGAGGAGGAGAAAUAAGUUACAUGUGGUGAUUUGAGCCACGCAAGAUGCCAAAAAGUGUUUUCUGUGAGCAUCUUUUGUGUAAAUAUGAUUGUUCAAACCAGACAAAUCUCUGGAUUCUUUCUUAUUGCUGUUGUCUCGUGUACAGGAGCCAGGCUCUUCCCAGGUACAUUUGA